CUUAAACUAACAUGGAUGAAAACGCGGGACUCUUUACAGAAGCGCUCUCACUUGUGCGCGCUUUGCCUCCGUAGAAAAAGUGCUCAUACAGUUCAGACGAACGUCUGAGUCUGAGGCUCUGAUAACGCGCGAAACUUGCAAAGCAUCUAAGACGAUGGCGCGUGAAAAUUGAGGCGUGAAGUGUCGUCGGCACCGUCUUUGUUCAAGUUUGCUCAACUGGUUGUCGUGUUCGAUCGUCGUGGUUGCACAAUGCCGAAGCGUCGUUCAGAGGCUGGACCGACGCACCACACUCCACAGAAGUUGCAGGAGGUUAUUACAAUAAGCUCGGAUUCAGAACGUGACAGCGAUGACGAUGUGCCACCGGUACACGUUGUCAGUGACAGCGACGACGAGUUCCCUAUUUUCCAUUCCGAUGGACGCCUCGAACGCCAAAAAAGAUCUGGCAAGAAAGGAACUGCAAAGGAAGAGACCACUUGCCAGGAAACAGCCGCAGGAACCAGUGCAUCAGUUGGAAAACAACUUCCCUCUGUGGAUCCACUGUGUGCGAAACAAUUGGUUGCGUCAACCAUCUAUGGUGACGGUGGGGUCUUCUAUAAUGCUGUACUGAACCAAUCAUGCCUCCAAAUGAAUCGGAACAAAUUUUAUAAUAUGCAGCUGGUAGAGGAUGUGUACAACGACUACUACUACGUAUGGUUUCGCUGGGGCCGUGUUGGAGAAAAGGGAACAUCAAAAUUGGUCUGUUGUGAGAAUGACAUCCUGAAAGCAAAGUUGCUGUUUGAAGAAAAAUUCCACUUGAAAACUGGCAAUGAGUGGGCAGUAUGGGCCACUAAAAUGAAAUUCACAAAACGCAAGGGAAAGUACAACAUGCUCAAAAUGGACUACAGUCCUGAGUCCCAUGGAGACCAUAUGAACAGGCUUGUUGCGGAUAUUUCCAAGAAUAUUGAAAAAAGCAAGCUCGAACCCAGCUUGCAGGAACUCAUGCAUCUCAUAUGCGAUGUGAAGACAAUGAAACAAACUCUUAUUGACCUGAAGUUUGAUGUGGUAAAAAUGCCCCUAGGCAGGCUCACGAAGGAGCAGAUUCAAGCAGGCUAUGAGGCACUUCACAAAGUUGAAGAUUGCAUUAACAAGAAGUGCCCUAAAAGUCAACUCAUGGACGCCUGUAGCGAAUUCUACACCUGUGUUCCUCAUUCAUUUACGCGAAAGCAAAGGCCUGAGAUGAUUUGUACAAAUGAACAUGUACAAGAGAAAAUGAUACUGCUGGAGGCUUUGGAGGGUAUCCAGACAUCCUUGGAACUUCUAAAGAAGGAACUUCUGUCUGGGAACCUGAGCCCCAUCGACCGUUUUUACAAAUCACUCAAUUGUGGAUUGACUGAAUUGGACUCCACAGAAACUGAUUACAAGCUCAUUCAGCUGGCCAUUAAGAACACCCAUGGAUCAACGCAUGUUGGCUUCCGGAUUGUCUUGCAGCACGUGUUUCGAAUCGAGAAGACAACCUACAACGAGAGCUUUGUCUCUGUUGGAAACCACCAAAUGCUGUGGCACGGCUCACGGUGCUCAAACAUCGCAGGCAUUCUGAGCAAAGGACUGUGCAUUGCCCCCCCGCAUGUCCCGGCCAAUGGCUACAUGUUUGGCAAAGGUGUCUACUUUGCUGACUGUGUCAGCAAGAGUGCAAACUAUUGUCUCCGGGAACCAGUGGAAGAAGGGCUGCUGCUUCUUUGCGAGGUAUCCCUGGGAACUGUCAAGACAGAAACACACUCCAAGACAUAUGACAAGUUGCCACCUGGAAUCAGCAGUGUAAUGGGCAUUGGCGCAUACAUUCCAGAGAUGGCUGGUUAUGCCCAUAUGUUGACUAACUUUCCAAGUCAAAUGGAGUCAAUCUGGCAUGUGGGAAGCUGAUACGGCGUCAACAGUUAAAUACCACCCUUUUGUAUAAUGAGUAUAUUGUGUACAAUACUGACCAGGUGAAGAUGACAUAUCUUGUUAAAGUGAAAUUUCAAAAAGAGAAGGCCAAAAAGUAACCUCGUACAGCACACAUAUUUUCACUGUUUCUAACUGUGAUAAUUAUUGCACUUUGUGCAUUGUACUUUGAGGUGCAGCCUGAAGGAGUAUUUUUUCAAUCCUUCUCUCUCCCCCCACCCUUUCUUUCUUUUUUUUUUUUAUUCUCCUUGUAGUGCAAUAUCUGAAAAAGUCCAAAGUACUCUUUACUUUGUAAAGUAUUCUCCAGUCAACUUGUCAUGUCUGUAAAGCAUUUACUGAUGUGCCAAGUACACAUUGAAGCAUAAUAAUCUACUCAGUCACAUUGCAAAACUGUUUUAAAUUUUAGCGUGUUAUUUUUUUAAUUGUAAGGUGUUCAUAAUUGAAAAAAAAUGCUGUUUUUACAAAAAGCAUGUCCAUUACAUACUUCUCAUGAUCUUGUUCGUGUGUUCAUUUGUGUUGUGUGAUAGUAAUAAGCAGGUUGAAAUCCUUAUACAUUAAUCCUGCUACAUAUGUAAGAGGAAACAUGAUCUCAGUGUCAUUAUAUGAAUAAAUAUUUUUCUUUACAUCUUUA
Messenger RNA from Dermacentor albipictus, 2548 nucleotides. RefSeq names its product poly [ADP-ribose] polymerase 2-like. Lineage: Eukaryota; Metazoa; Arthropoda; Arachnida; Ixodida; Ixodidae. Gene Ontology annotation, biological process: protein poly-ADP-ribosylation; double-strand break repair. The record is from RefSeq and is a predicted model, not a curated record. Gene Ontology annotation, molecular function: NAD+ poly-ADP-ribosyltransferase activity; NAD+-protein mono-ADP-ribosyltransferase activity. Gene Ontology annotation, cellular component: nucleolus.